CAAAGUUCUCUCCGAGUAUUCUGCUCUAAAACCCUAGACGCCCCCUUCGCCCAUCGCCAAAAUCCUUGCCAUCGCCGGUCGCUGAAUCCGACGUUGCCGGAUGCCGAGGCCUGAGCUGCAGGCGCCGCCGGAGAUCUUCUACAAUGAUGUGGAGGCUCGCAAGUACACCACCUCCUCUCGUAUUGUUGAAAUCCAGGCAAGGAUUUCUGAAAGGGCGUUGGAGCUUCUCAAUUUGCCCAACGAUGGGGUGCCCCGUCUGCUUCUCGACAUAGGAUGUGGAUCAGGGCUUAGUGGUGAGACCAUGUCAGAACAUGGGCAUCAUUGGAUUGGCUAUGACAUUUCACCUUCCAUGCUUAAUGUUGCCCUGGAUCGGGAGGUGGACGGUGAUCUUCUUCUUGCUGAUAUCGGUCAGGGAUUAGGCUUGCGCCCUGGAGUCAUUGAUGGUGCUAUUAGCAUCUCGGCGGUUCAGUGGUUGUGUUACGCUGACAAAUCUUCUCAUGAACCAAGAAUGCGGCUAAAGGCUUUCUUUGGAUCAUUAUAUAGAUGUUUGGCUAGAGGAGCGAGAGCAGUUUUGCAGUUAUAUGCUGAAAACAUGGACCAGAGCGCAAUGAUUUUAACUUCUGCUAUGCGAGCUGGAUUUGGAGGGGGUGUGGUUGUCGACUAUCCACAUAGCUCAAAAGCAAAGAAGGCUUAUAUUGUUCUCACAUGUGGACCACCUUCUACACAAUCAUGGCUUCCAAAGGGCAAAGGUGAAGAUGACGAGAUGUGCACUGACAGUGAUGAGGAUAGUGAUGACGAGGAUCAAACGGUUGGCAUGUAUGAUCGGAGCCGACCUCGGAAGAAGAUGAAGGUGAAUAAGAAAGGGAAAGGGAGAGAAUGGGUACUGAAGAAAAAAGAUCAGAUGAGAAAGAAAGGAAAUGUAGUACCUCCCGACACUAAAUACACUGCUCGGAAACGAAAGACUCGUUUUUAAUUAGAUGGUUUCUUGAUCAUAGUCUUUUGAUUGAAGCUGAAUUUUGUCUCCAUUGUUUUGUAACCUUUGUUCUGUUUUUAUUUUCCAUUCAAUUAUGUUUAUGUUGAAGCCUGUUUUUGAGUACAAGAAUACUGCUUUCUGUAUGAGUUUCUUAUGAAGGCAAUUGUUCUGUUUGAGUGACAACUUUUUGCAAAGGAGUCCAUUUGUUUUA
Molecule: messenger RNA, 1184 nt
Organism: Dioscorea cayenensis subsp. rotundata (Guinea yam)
Lineage: Eukaryota; Viridiplantae; Streptophyta; Magnoliopsida; Dioscoreales; Dioscoreaceae
Product: 18S rRNA (guanine-N(7))-methyltransferase RID2
Exons: 9
Coding region: 101-973 (290 amino acids)
Biological process (GO): rRNA (guanine-N7)-methylation
Cellular component (GO): nucleolus
Molecular function (GO): rRNA (guanine) methyltransferase activity
Source: RefSeq, a predicted model, not a curated record